GAGGUGGGACUGGAAAACAUCUCAAGGACAAGGACACGGACCUUUCCUUUGACAGAGUAAAAUCCAGCAUUAGAAUGAGUAUCUGUAUGACCAUGACUAAAUCACCAACUACUCACCCACCACCAUAACUCCAUUUUUAUAGAGGAAAACUAAUUAAAUUUUAUGUAAUAAAAAAAAAAGAAAGAACAAUAACAAACACAGAAUAACCAAACCAACAAAUAAUUAUUUUUCUUUCUCCAAAAAAAAAAAAAUUAUUGUUUUUUUAUUUUUUUUAAUUUGUUAUAAAUAUAUAGAUAUAAUUUUUGGGUUAUGCUCCUGGAUAUUAUUGGAGCCUGUACUUGACCAGCAGCUCGUGAUCUGGGAUCCCUUUGAAACAUCCUCUGAGCCAAUUCUUUUUUCUGGGUUUUUGUUCAUUUUUCAAGGGGUUCCAGCUUCUGGGUGUUUUUUGUUUUUUUGGGUUUUGAAAGCAAAGGAAUUUCUUUGACUUUUUGUGUUUUCUGGAAGCGUUUUUGGAAAUGUGGAGGGACCCUGGAACUCCUGCUGAUUCUUACUAUCAGGUCCGCCCUGAAUGCACCGAUGUUCCAAAGACCCGCUUCAAAAUCAAGGCUGGUAAAACAUUAAGUGUAAGGAAAUGGCAGGCUGCAUUUACUCCAGAAGGGUAUCUGGAUAUCAGCAAGACUCUAAGUCGAAUCCAUCGUGGGAGGCAUCUGAGACAAUUCUUUUUCUGGGAUUUUGUUCAUUUUUCAAUGGAUUCCAGCACCUGGGUGUUCUUUUGUUCUUUUUUUGGUUUUGAAAGCAAAGAAAUUGCUUUGAGCUUCCGUGCUUUUGGAAAUGUGGAGACCCUAGAACUCCUGCUGAUUCUUUCUACCAGGUCUGCCCUGAGUGCACUUGUGUUCCAGAGACCCGCUUCAAAAUCAAGGUUUAGAUGUGGUGUGGACUGAUAGGACAUUGGUGCUUUACGAGAAGCAGGAAAAUUUGUCAAAACUUUGGGAUAUUCUUGCUGUUUAUGCCUGGAUAGAUACAGAGAUGUCAGCUAUAUUGUCAAGUUGGGUGAUUCAAAGGGAUGUCUAAUCUAAUGUGUCGUUAAGGGCUUGUUCACAUUAUUUGCGAGUUGGGAUCCAUUUUCCAUUGGGUCUUGAAUCUUGAUAAUAUGUUUCUCCAUUCUCAUGACAUUUCUAUGACAUGAAGUUAGCCGUGGUACGGUCCAAGAAGCUCCUUUGAUCCCUCCUCCUCUAUUACUAGGUAGAGAGAAUUUUCCAAACAGCCAAUUUUUCCGUUGGGUCCAUUUUCCUUUAAUUUCUUUUUCAUUGUAUCUAAAUUCUAAAUCUAUGAUUCCAUUCCAUUCAUUCUAAUUCAAGCUUUA
Messenger RNA from Quercus robur (English oak), 1363 nucleotides. RefSeq lists its product as uncharacterized. Bases 516 to 941 code for a protein of 141 amino acids. The record is from RefSeq and is a predicted model, not a curated record. The transcript is spliced from 4 exons. NCBI's taxonomy places the organism in Eukaryota, Viridiplantae, Streptophyta, Magnoliopsida, Fagales, Fagaceae.